This is a messenger RNA of Xenopus laevis (African clawed frog), 5092 nucleotides long. RefSeq names its product F-box protein 30 L homeolog (gene fbxo30.L). The coding region runs from base 360 to 2696 and encodes 778 amino acids. The record is from RefSeq and is a predicted model, not a curated record. Gene Ontology annotation, molecular function: ubiquitin protein ligase activity; zinc ion binding. Lineage: Eukaryota; Metazoa; Chordata; Amphibia; Anura; Pipidae. The transcript has 4 exons.
UUCCCAGCCCAGACAGUGAUACAGCUGCUCAGGAUGCUCUCGAUAGUCCCUCUAUAGCAGGGGUGUCCAAACUAUGGCCAAAUGUGGCCCGCAGCGUGCAAAAAUACCUCCCCCCUCUCAGCAUCCAGAAAAAAAAAAAGUUUCCUACAAAGGAGUCAUUGGGGGGCGGAACCUACAGUGCUUCAGUGUAGACUCGAGGAAGCUUGUCCUAAACUCGCCUACCCGUGACUGGAGUUUUGAAAGCAUGGAUCCAUUCCCCUUCUACACUGCUGCCUAACCUGGGCUGGAUUUCUUGCAUCCGAUAAACUAUCUCAGGAAUUGGGCCCAUGCAGGACUCUACCUACUGACCUGGCCUUACCAUGGAUGAAAAACCUCAACAUUCUCAUUGUGUCAACUGUGUCAGCCGACGUUGUAUGAUCAGGCCCGACAAUGGAGUUUCCUGUGAUUUGAUUGGGUGUCCGCAUGUUUGUGGGGCAGUCUUUCAUUCUUGUAAGGCUGAUGAACAUCGGAUAUUAUGCCCCCUCGAACGAGUGCCUUGCUUAAAUAAUGGCUUUGGAUGCCCUUUUAUUGUGACCCGGAACAAGCUAGCAGAGCAUUUGCAAAUAUGUCCAGCAAGUGUAGUAUGCUGCACUAUGGAAUGGAACAGAUGGCCAGUAAGUUAUGCUGACCGAAAGUCUUAUGAAAACCUGAGUAAAGAUGUUGAUGAAGUAGAGCAGCUGGAUAUGGCCUUAGCACUCCAAGAUCAACGAAUGCUUCUGGAAUCCCUUAAAGUGGCAACCACAAUGCCAAAGACAACUGAAAAACUUGAGUCACAGGAACAAAUUUCUGUGGAAUCCGUUAACUGCGAUAAGCCGACUGCAAACGGAAUUGCAAAUGGACUGGCUAAUGAAAUUACGAAUGGAAUUGCCAGCAGACUCUCAAAUGGGCUUGUUAAUGACAUUACAAAUGAAAUUACUAGUGAAAUUGCUAAUGGAAUUGCACAUGGCGUUUCAGAUGAUGAAGAUUCAUACAGUGCACUAUAUCAAGCGACUGUGGAGACCACUAAAAGUUUAGCAGCUGCACUGGAUAUUCUUAACAAUGCCACAAGAGACAUUGCCACGCUGAAUGGAAGGUUACGAGAGGCAAGCUGUGAGAUGAACAAAAAUUUUCAGUUGCCGGAACAGAAUUUUAUUGGGAACUAUAAUAACAAAGAUCAGGAAUAUGAAGAGGAAGAUAAUCUUGAAGCUGCAGGUGGCAUUGCCUGCAGCUCAGUAAAACACGGAUAUCAGAACGGUUCAAGUGAUUUCUACCCUGGGUCAAAUGGUCGCUAUGAUCCAGUUAAUGAAGAUGUUCACUUAAAUAAUCCACCUCUUUUGUGCAAUGGAUUUCACACUCAAAAUAAACAUAUGUGUAUGGGCCUAGAUCCAGGGGAUAUGCACACUUUUGAGCCUAGGCAAAAUGGGGAUUGUGAUUUAGAAUUGGAUGCUGAGGAGGGUUUGCUUAAUCCAAAUAAAGCUUUGUCUGUUGUUGUACAAGCACAAGAAUCUGAUGUGACAAAUGGUAUCAAGACUGAGGGCACUGAUAGAGGUCAAAGGCUAGAUGUAAAAGAUGAGCAAGGAUUGAGAAACGUUGCUGUUUUUGGCAGACGUCCUUUUCUUGUUGAUGCUCACUGGUUUAAAGCUAAAAUGGAAGACAAAGCAGUUGAUACCUCAGAUUUGGACAUUAAGGAAGAUCCCAUGGGUCUAAAUGGAAUUGACCUUAUUACAGCUGCUUUGCUUUUUUGCUUAGGGGAUUCACCUGGGGGAAGAGGCAUUUCAGACAGUCGGAAUGUUGAUGGCUAUCAUGUUGAUUUUGGAACACAGACUUUUUCAUUUCCAUCUGCAAUACUUGCUACGAAUACAAUGGUCGGAGAUAUUGCUUCAGCUUCUGCAUGCGAUCAUGCGAAUCCACAGCUUUCUAACCCCAGUCCCUUUCAGACACUUGGCCUGGAUUUGGUGCUGGAAUGUGUUGCAAGGUACCAAACUAAACAGAGAUCAAUGUUUACAUUCUUAUGUGGGCAACUAUUUAGAAGGGAUGAAUUUUCUUCUCAUUUCAAAAACGUUCACGGCGAUAUUCAUGCGGGUCUCAAUGGUUGGAUAGAACAAAGAUGUCCCUUGGCAUAUUAUGGAUGCACUUAUUCCCAACGCAGAUUUUGUCCUUCAUCACAAGGAUCAAGAAUUAUUCACGAUCGGCAUUUGAGAUCAUUUGGUGUUCAGCCUCAUUUAGCUAGUUGCUUUGAAAAUGCAAGGAGUUAUUCAGUAGGACUAUCGAAUGACCAUUUUAGUAAUUUACCGUACGAGGUUCUCCAGCACAUUGCAGGAUUCCUCGAUGGCUUUAGUUUAUGCCAAUUUUCUAGAGUAUCUAAACUUAUGAGGGAUGUUUGUGCCAGUUUGCUUCAAGCUCGUGGAAUGGUUGUUCUGUUGUGGGAAAAGAGACGGUACCCAUCUGGAAGUUCAUGGCAAAUCAAAGAAAAGGUUUGGAGAUUCAGCACAGCUUUCUGCACUGUACGGGAGUGGAAAUUCGCUGACAUUGUGAGCAUGGCGGAUCAUUUGAAGAAAUGCAGCUACAAUACUGUAGAGAAAAAAGAAGAGGCUGUUCCUCUUCCCUGCAUGUGUGUGACUCGGGAACUCACUAAAGAUGGGCGAUCACUUCGAUCUGUCUUGAAACCUGUCCUUUAACUACCCAAAAAAAUAAAGGGGACACUCCGUCUGCACAAACACUCAAGCACCAGUUUUAACCUCUAUACAGUAUAGUUUGUGACACUUUAAUAUUUAACUCAAAUCCACUCUCACUGUGUAUAUAACAAAUGGUUUUGGAAGUGAUGUUUAUUUUUAUAUAACAAACUAAAGUGUUUUAGUUGGAUGUUUAAGAAAUGCCUUAAAUUUUGUGGGAAACCUGAAUCGGCUGGACACUGACGUCUCAUCGGACUUUUACAAAUCUUCCCUGAUAAGCAGGUUAGCAUGUAGCUGGCUCACUAGUGCCGUUAUUCUGAAAAAAUAUAUGGAAGUGUUCAAAGAACAAUACAAAAAGUUCAUAGUCACAUCUCCGACCAAAAAAAAAAAAAAAAGUGAGAAGAAUGUAGUGGGUUUGUUUUGCAAAUAAAUGUGGGUCAGCUUUCAGUAAUUAAUGCAGGUAAACGUGCAGACCUCUAGAAAUAUUCCAUCUAGUUUUUGAGUAGCAAGGCCGGAUUUUCACCAAAUCUGUACGGACUCAUUGCUGGAGGAUCUGGUUUCUGUAAUGGUGCCAUUUGUCUCUGUAUAUCUUUUUGUCGUAUUCAUUAUAUGCACUUAAGUUUGAGCAGUUAUCAAGUGAAAGUAAGCAUACGCAACAUAAGCACUUUAUAUUGAUGUGUAUCAAGGCCUGGGAUGCUUUCUACUGCAGUGGGGAACAAUAAUAAAUUUGAUCACGUAGAGCUGAUUUUCAAUUUAUUCUUAUUUCCUUUAGAAAGUGUGUUGCAGUGUGUCUGUACAAGCUUUGUGCACUACCAACAUAUAUACAUUGGCAGCAGAACUCCAUCAAUAAAGGGCGUGGGUCGUACGGUAUGCAGAGUUUUCUGUUUUAACCUUCAUUCGGUAUGGCUUCGUUUUACAUAUUUUAAACAACACUUUCUCUUUUAUUAAAGGUUCUUAUUAAAAGGAAAAAAAAAUACAUAAUUUUAAAAUCUAUUUUUCCGUCUCAUGUUUUCCCUUAUCCUUUUGGGAUAAGAAAGCUUUUUUUGUUUUUUAUUGUGAAUUCUAAGUCGUCUUCCAGCCUGGCAAUGACCAUGUCUUUCAUGAGAUAUGCUUGAGUGCCUUUCAAACUAACUUGCCUACAUACUUGUAAGCAAUGCUGCCUUCCUCGUAUCGCAGGGGCAUCCAGAAUGCGGCCCAACAGCUGUUACACCACUAAGAUUUUCACAGUCCCAUAGCAGUCAGCAACUUGGAAGCCUUAUGUUGCAUGUCCCUGGUAUAAAGCAAUUCGAGCUGAAAUAUUUUCCUUUAUGCGAUCCCUACAGUCUCAAUACUCGAAUGCACGAAACCCUUAAUUGACAAGCAUAGACCAUUGGACCCACAGCAUGUUUUAUUGCAAUUACAGAUGCUUUCGAUUUUUUUUUUCUGUGGGUUGGGGGAUGUCGAUCGCAUACCAUUUGCAGUGUAAGUAAUAAUGAGCUAUGUUACUGUCAUUGUGCUUUUGGUUUGUAGCAUCAUGAAAUGUUUGCAACAUGUUUUCAGUUAGCGAGUAAGUACUCCCGAAGAAGCACUUUGCAUAUGCAGUAUUUAUUGUCAUUAAAAUGAAUUUAAUACAGCUGGAACAGUGGUUAUUGGUGCUGUGCAUCGUAACAAGAGAGCUGCUCGGCCUUAGAGCUUGACGAAAUGCCCAGCAUCAAGGUUGGACAAACAAGAGCCAUUGUUGAUGCCACGACACUGUCACUUGUGUGUUUCUUUUGGCUUUUUACCAGCAAUGCCGGGUAAGAAGAGGUUCCAUGUGAUUCAGGGGGGAAGUCUGACGUUUCUCUUUCUCACCGCAGCUGUUAGAAUUGAAUAUAUAUUUUUUGUUGUAUUUAAAAAUAACUAUUUAAAGUAGCUAAAUUAUUGCCAACUUGGUAACUACAACAUUUUAUGCACUACAUUCCUCCAUUAGAAAUGGCUCCCCCCCAACAUCAUGGUAAUAUUUUCCAUGAGUGGGGAUUUUUACAUGAAUAAUUAAUUUCUGAUAAUGAACAGUAUUCUUUAUUAGCUCAGGCUGGGAUUUGUUGUUGCAAGGUUCAGAUAGGAUAUCUUUGUACCUCAUGGGUUCUCUUUCAUGUAACCUGGGUAAAAUAAAAUAGUCUGAUGAAUCCUCGACACCCCCUGCCUCCCCGUCUGUUAUGGUGUUAUCUGUAGUCUGAUGACGGAUACAUAGUCAAGCUUGUUGCCUAGAUUGCUAUAAAUUAUCUAAUAAAGCAUUUUUUGGUUUGUUUUAAUUUAAAAUAUGAGAAAGAUCAAACGUAUUUGAUUCUGUUACUUGAUAUCACUGUUGUUUUCAAAACACUUUAUUUUCUAUUAUAUAUCUGUGUCUAAUAAACCUCUAAUAAACAUCUUUUUUUUUUUCUGGA